Messenger RNA from Nanorana parkeri, 1985 nucleotides. It is a transcript of the gene CCT6A, whose product is annotated as chaperonin containing TCP1 subunit 6A. Lineage: Eukaryota; Metazoa; Chordata; Amphibia; Anura; Dicroglossidae. The record is from RefSeq and is a predicted model, not a curated record. Gene Ontology annotation, cellular component: chaperonin-containing T-complex. Bases 143 to 1738 code for a protein of 531 amino acids. Gene Ontology annotation, biological process: protein folding. Gene Ontology annotation, molecular function: ATP hydrolysis activity; ATP binding; ATP-dependent protein folding chaperone. The transcript is spliced from 14 exons.
GCUCAGCCAAUCCUGUGUGGCAAAGGGCGGUCUGUGUCGGCUAAGCACGCUAGAUUGUUCUGGAAGCGCCGAACGCGGCGUGCAGUGACGGUGGAGUUCUGAGCAUUGUCUCCUGCACGCGGUUCUACUGCGAACCUACAUCAUGUCCGCCGUCAAAGCAUUGAACCCGAAAGCCGAGGUGGCCCGUGCCCAGGCGGCUCUCGCCGUGAACAUCAGUGCGGCCCGCGGCCUCCAGGAUGUGCUGAGGACCAACCUCGGGCCUAAGGGGACCAUGAAGAUGUUAGUAUCUGGUGCUGGGGAAAUCAAGCUUACCAAGGAUGGAAACGUCUUACUUCAUGAAAUGCAAAUUCAGCAUCCGACAGCCUCUUUGAUCGCUAAAGUAGCCACGGCACAAGAUGACAUCACUGGAGAUGGAACCACCUCCAAUGUUCUGAUUAUCGGCGAGCUUCUAAAACAAGCAGAUCUUUACAUAUCUGAGGGCCUUCACCCAAGAAUUGUGACAGAAGGUUUUGAAGCUGCAAAAAUUAAAGCCCUUAAAGUUUUGGAUGAGGUCAAGGUGUCCAAAGAGAUGGAUAGAGAGACCCUUAUCAAUGUUGCCCGAACAUCGCUUCGCACCAAAGUUCAUGCUGAGUUGGCUGAUAUUUUAACAGAGGCGGUUGUGGAUUCUGUUCUGGCUAUAAGGCAGGAAAAUGAGCCAAUUGAUUUGUUUAUGGUUGAAAUUAUGGAGAUGAAGCAUAAAACUGAAAGUGACACAACGCUUAUAAGAGGUUUGGUGCUUGAUCAUGGGGCUCGCCAUCCAGACAUGAAAAAGAGAGUCGAAGAUGCAUACAUUCUUACAUGCAAUUUGUCUCUAGAGUAUGAAAAAACGGAAGUAAACUCUGGAUUCUUCUACAAAAGCGCAGAGGAGCGCGAGAAACUUGUUAAAGCGGAAAGGAAGUUUAUUGAGGAAAGGGUAAAUAAAAUCAUCGCUUUGAAACGGAAGGUGUGCGGUGAUACUGGCAAAGGCUUCAUUGUCCUUAACCAGAAGGGAAUAGACCCAUUUUCCUUGGAUGCCCUUGCCAAGGAAGGGAUUGUAGCCCUCCGCAGAGCGAAGAGGAGGAACAUGGAGAGAUUAACUUUGGCUUGUGGUGGCAGUGCAAUGAAUUCGGUGGAAGACAUCACUCCUGAGUGUUUGGGACAUGCUGGUCUUGUCUAUGAGUAUACAAUGGGUGAGGAGAAGUUUACUUUUAUAGAGCAGUGUGAUCAUCCACGCUCUGUCACUCUGCUGGUCAAGGGACCAAAUAAGCAUACUCUAAAUCAGAUAAAAGAUGCCAUUAGGGAUGGCUUGCGGGCAGUUAAAAAUGCAAUUGAAGAUGGAUGUGUUGUGCCUGGUGCGGGUGCAUUAGAAGUUGCUAUUGCCAAUGCUCUUGUCAAGCACAAGCCUAAUGUGAAAGGACGAGCCCAGCUCGGUGUCCAAGCUUUCGCAGAUGCUCUUCUCAUCAUUCCCAAGGUUCUGGCUCAGAAUGCAGGAUAUGACUCACAGGAGACGCUGGUAAAACUUCAGACCGAAUAUGCUGAAACAGGUCAACUCAUUGGUGUAGACUUGAACACAGGUGAACCAAUGGUUUCUUCAGAAGCAGGAGUUUGGGACAAUUACAGCGUUAAGAAGCAGCUUCUUCAUUCUUGCACUGUAAUCGCAAGUAAUAUCCUUUUGGUGGAUGAGAUUAUGAGAGCGGGGAUGUCAUCUCUGAAAGGCUGAAUUUAGAAUCUUUAUUUCCACCUUUGACGAUGGAUUAAUAUGCUUAUUCCAGGCAUCCUGCCGCAGUUCGGGUUGAUUUGCAUAGCCUGUGGUUUCAGAAAUCUCAUGUCACUUAAAACUGUAAAACAAUAGCACCUAUUGAAAUUCAUUUCAUCUAACCUUCAAAUUUUAUUUAUUUCAUUUUUUUAUGGCACUGAAGUAUACAACUUGGCCCCUCCCAGUCUUUGUACUGAAUUAAAAAAAAUGC